UUUGUCCCUCAAAAUAAUCCGAAUUUGUCUCUUGUAUUUAUAAACCAGCUCGUGUUUCCUCUCUCACGGAUUCAAGGAUCUCUAACCCAACUCUUUUUUUCUUUUUGCUAUCCAUUUUGCAGAGAUCCUUAUCUAUCUCAUUCCAGGACACAAUGGCGAAUGCAGUGUCUGGAAUGGCAGUGCAAGAUGAGUGCAAGCUCAAGUUCUUGGAAUUAAAAGCAAAGAGAAACUACAGGUUCAUUAUAUUCAAGAUUGAUGGCCAGGAAGUGGUGGUCGAGAAACUUGGCGGCCCUGAAGAAAGCUAUGAUGAUUUCUCUAUCUCUCUCCCUGCCGAUGAAUGUCGCUAUGCUGUCUUUGAUUUCGACUUCAUUACUACUGAAAAUUGCCAGAAAAGCAAGAUUUACUUCAUUGCUUGGUCACCAGAAUCAUCAAGGGUGAGGAUGAAGAUGGUGUACGCGAGUUCAAAGGACAGAUUCAAGAGAGAACUGGACGGAAUUCAAGUUGAAUUGCACGCAACAGAUCCUAGUGAAAUGAGCUUUGAUAUUAUAAAGGCACGAGCCUACUGAUCUUAACAUCUCCAGCCUUGGCUCUAAGCACUUUCAUGCAUUUCUAGCGUUCUAUUUCCAGUUUCUCUGUUGUGACCUACUGAUCUGUGUUUCUCUGAUGUAAUACUAUGUGCCUUAACAGCAUUCUCUUUCAACUAAACCUUGUAUCAAAUGGUGUUUUUUCGCCUAAAUAAAAUAUCUGAUUGUGCUCUUGUUGCGUUCACUUUAUGUAGCAAAAUAUUUAUAUUGCAAUGCAUCAGAUUAUGCUCUAAUAACCUUUUAGGUUGACUAACUCCAUUGCAUUUUCUUUUUACCAAGAGAAUUUGCCAUCUGUCUGUACGCAGCUCUACAACUUCGUGCCCCUCUUUUGCCAAAAAACAAUGAUUUGGGAUUUUAAGAAAUUAAAGAUCUGUUAAUCAAACUAAAACUCAAAUAUCAUGAAAUGUAAGUGUGAUUU
Lycium barbarum (goji berry) is the source of this 1002-nucleotide messenger RNA. RefSeq names its product actin-depolymerizing factor 7. Gene Ontology annotation, biological process: actin filament depolymerization. The transcript has 3 exons. Lineage: Eukaryota; Viridiplantae; Streptophyta; Magnoliopsida; Solanales; Solanaceae. Bases 153 to 566 code for a protein of 137 amino acids. Gene Ontology annotation, molecular function: actin filament binding. The record is from RefSeq and is a predicted model, not a curated record. Gene Ontology annotation, cellular component: actin cytoskeleton; cytoplasm.